UUCAACAAGCAGCCCUAGUGAUAUAAGGCCAGGCAGCCCCUUCCACAGAUUUCUUCCUCACCCUUGGGCACUGGAGUAAGGAAAGGAGACAGGGGACAAAGGGGAACGAACGCCUAUCUGCUUCUUAAGUUCUCCUCCACAAGAUCAUCACCCCAGGCAGAUAUCAUCAAGGGAAGACUCUCCGGGUUACAACUGAUCACAGAAGUAAUGCUCACAGGCUGUGGUCCAUGGACUCACAGAAAUGAUAAACCAUCGGAGGAGAAAGAAUUGGUCCAUCUGAGUAGUGUGUGAAAGGGAGAAAGACAAAUAAAGAGAUGGAGCUGCCGCAAGGAGAUGAGAUGGAAGAAGGGGAAGAAAAAGAGAGGAAAACCAGGUCUCCGCCUCAGGGCAACAUGAAGGACCGGCUAGCAGAACUUCUGGAGUUGUCCAAGAGUUAUGACCAGCAGUUCCCAGAUGGGGAUGAUGAGUUCGACUUGCCCCAUGAGGACUUCGUGUUUGAGACUGACCACAUCCUGGAGUCCUUGUACCGAGACAUCCAGGACAUUCAGGAUGAAAACCAGCUGCUGAUGGCCGACGUGAAGCGGCUGGGAAAGCAGAACGUCCGCUUCCUCACGUCCAUGCGGCGUCUCAGCAGCAUCAAGCGCGAUACCAACUCCAUUGCCAAGGCCAUCAAGACUCGGGGCGAGAGCAUCCACCGCAAGCUGCGCGCCAUGAAGGAGCUGAGCCAGGCCUCCGAGGCCCAGAACGGGGCGCACUCUGCGGUGGCGCGCAUCUUGCAGGCGCAGUACAGCGCGCUCACCCGCACCUUCCAGCAGGCCAUGCACGAGUACAACCAGGCGGAGAUGAAGCAACGCGAAAACUGCAAGAUCCGCAUCCAGCGACAGCUGGAGAUCAUGGGCAAAGACGUCUCGGGCGACCAGAUCGAGGACAUGUUUGAGCAGGGUAAGUGGGACGUGUUCUCCGAGAACCUGCUGGCCGAUGUGAAGGGCGCGCGAGCCGCCCUCAACGAGAUCGAAAGCCGCCACCGUGAGCUGCUACGACUGGAGAACCGCAUCCGGGACGUGCAUGAGCUCUUCUUGCAGAUGGCAGUGUUGGUGGAGGAGCAGGCAGACACGCUGAAUGUCAUCGAGCUCAAUGUGCAGAAGACUCUGGACUACACGGGCGAGGCCAAGGCGCAGGUGCGGAAGACCCUGCAGUACCAGAGGAAGGUCCCCUGCUGGACCAUCUGCUGCUGCUGCUGCCCGUGCCUCAACUAGCAGCUGGCCCACACCUCCACCACCCAUCCCUAGCCCGAGCCACCCUGGAAAGGACCUUCAGUGGCCAGGUCCUCUGCACUGGGCUGAGAGGCUCCCAAAUCCUUAGAAAAGAAGAAACGAGAGGCUCAAGAAUUGGAACCCAGCUCUUGCGGAAGGAGAUAGCUGAUACCUUCCAAGGUUUUUUCGGUGAAGACAAAUUCCUAGUGAAGUUGUGCAGGGCAAGUUGUGUGACACUGCAUUAUUAAAUGACACUGCAUCUUUCCUCUCCCACCAAAGGUUAAGGAACUGACGUUGGACCUGACCAUAGGGUUGACGACCAAAGCACGCUUCCUGUUGAAGCUCAAGGAGAAGGUCGAUUUUACAUUCACUCACAGUAUGAACUCAUCAUCAAAACUUAAAUUCGUUUGUCUUGUCCUGAAAGUGUUGGUUCUGUCCAAUUUCUGGUGAAAUUGAUCUUGGGGAAAAAAUGGGCUUUCUGCAUUUCCGAGUCAUCUGAUUUAUGAUAUGUGAUUUGGGCCUAGAGGUAGACCUUUCUCCUCACCUCCCCUAUCAAUAAAACCCACAUGGAACGCUUUCUAUCCCAUAACUUUCUCUUUUAAUACCUUCUACCACAAUAGAUUUUGUGAUUAUUUUUCCAAAUAAUUUUAAGCACUGAAUAUUGAAGAAGCACUCAAAUAGAAGUAUAUAUCAGUCAUAUUUUAUGUAUUUUCACAGAUAAGAUUUAUUUAAAAUUUACUUUUUUACUUGAUUGCAUAUACACAAAUGUAUGUAAAUGUAAAAUACUAAUAUUCACUAACGUGUACAUAAUGACCAAUUGGCUUUAUCUUUACUUUGUAAAUAUGUAUAUAAAUAUUAAGAAAAACACUUUUCCUGGCUGUUGGUAUUAGUUUGCUUGUUUUGAGUUUAUCUCCCUCCAAUCUGCUUCUUCGUAGUCCAAUUUGGAUCCAAAUUAUAUUUUGAAAAACUCUGUAUUGGUUAUGUUAGUAAAGACAGGUGUUAAAGGCUGAAAACAUAUGGAACCAGAGACAAUAAAAUUAUGUGCUUGGAAAUAGUACUUUUGUUUUAAUGGUAGACCAUUCCUUUUGUACAUUAAGAUGGAGUAAUUUAAAAUGAAAUAAUUCUGUUUUUCAAGUAAACUUUAAAACAUAUUAUAAAUAUCCAUUUUAAACAUUUGUAUCUUGACCAUUUAAAUCUCGGCUUACUUUUUCAAUUAUUACUAAUUUUCUCCCCCACUAGGCUACUUGAGGCUACACCAUCUAGAUGGAUCUCUGAGCACAGGGGGGAAAAUGAUAAACUCAAAGAAUUUAGCUACAGGUGUCUUGCUUUCUCUCCUGAGUUAUAACAACUUAGCAAAGUCAUCAGGUUUUAAGAUUUGGUUUCAUUUACCAUGCUUCUAGUGUUUCUUCUGAGUCAACUCUUAACUCUUUUUCCCCUUAUUUAAUACAGAAGCAAUUUUAAUCAGCAGUCAUAUUUCUCAGGCCCUCCAGAAGACGAGAUUUUUUUUGAAAGAGUAGAAUGUGAACUCUUUGAGGCUCACUGCCUGACCUGCUUAAGACCAGGUAAGUCUAGCCCUACCUACAACAUAUUUCAUGGUGUAAAUAUGACAAUUGUAGAAACUGGGUCCCACCAGACUUUUCUCAGAUUUCUCUCAGUUUCUUUCCAGCUAACUCCAAGGAUAUGUUUCCCCUUUGACUUAAUACCCUCCUCCCUAUAGCAAGGGAAAGAGUCUUCAUACAGUUCCAUUGUGGUAGUUUUCACUGUAGGAA
Messenger RNA from Marmota flaviventris (yellow-bellied marmot), 3022 nucleotides. RefSeq names its product syntaxin 11 (gene Stx11). Gene Ontology annotation, molecular function: SNARE binding; SNAP receptor activity. Gene Ontology annotation, cellular component: synaptic vesicle; SNARE complex; presynaptic active zone membrane. The record is from RefSeq and is a predicted model, not a curated record. NCBI's taxonomy places the organism in Eukaryota, Metazoa, Chordata, Mammalia, Rodentia, Sciuridae. Gene Ontology annotation, biological process: synaptic vesicle fusion to presynaptic active zone membrane; exocytosis; intracellular protein transport.